GGAUUGGACAGGCUUAUCUGUUUUAAGGAAAAAUAUUUAAAAUCCUUAAUCACCACAAAAUUUCACUAAUCUCUGGCAAGUCAAUUCUUAGGUAUUAAUCCCACCGUUAAUUCAUACCAUUCUAAUCCUUUUCAACUUUCUUUCCUGAACACACGGAAUAAAUGAUUGUACAUUCACUUGGCUAUAUCAUACAUGAGAUCUGCAAGUUGAAACUUGGCGUUUAGGACAGAGAAACAAACAAAAAGACCCUAUUUCUGAGCUGCUGCAUGUACGAGAAAACUGAACAAUCUAAGCUAAAGCAGAUGGAAAUUGUGGGACAGUUGCAGAAACAAUAUGUUGACUUCACAACUUCUCUGUUUCGUGAGGGAUAUUUGGACGAUCAGUAUGUACAGCUGCAAAAAUUAAAAGAUGAAAGCAAUCCAGAAUUUGUGGUUGAAGUGGUUUCAAUUUUCUUUGAGGAUUCUGAAAAACUUCUGAAUGAUUUGGCUUGUUCUCUGUCAGUUUCAAUUUCUCUACUUUGGGUUUUAUUUUGUGUUCCAGAUUUAUUAAUUGAUUUUAAUUUUUUUUCCUUUUUCUUAAUUUUAUUUCAACUAUAUAGUCAACAGCAGGUUGUAGAUUUUAAGAAGGUUGAUGGCUAUGUCCACCAGUUCAAGGGUAGCAGCUCCAGCGUAGGUGCACAAAGAGUUAAGAAUGCGUGUGCUGCCUUCAGAAACUUUUGUGAGGAUAAGAAUCUUGACGGGUGCUUGAGAUAUCUCAACUUGGUAAAACAAGAAUUCUAUCUCGUGAAGAGCAAGCUGGAAACUUUGUCAAGGCUGGAGCGGCAAAUCCUGCAGGCAGGAGGGACGGUUCCCUUAAUAGAAUCAUGCCAUUGAUAUUGCCCUGCUAUGGAAACAGUAGGUUGAAAGCCACGAGUUAGAAUGCUUUUUCUUAUUAUUUAGCUACUUUGGCUGCUAGAUUCUGUUAUAUGUAAUGUAGCUCUAAAAAUUGCACAUAUGGAAUGUCAGAAGAUAAGUAGUGUCGGCCGAGCAGAGUGUCUUGCCUAGUCUCUUUGCAUUUUACCUCAUCUACAUUUCAUUGUUUGCUCACAAAUUACUUACAUCUAGUUGUUAUUUGUUAAUCUUGUUUUCUCUUAAUUGGUCUUUUCUUCAUUUUAUAA
This is a messenger RNA of Olea europaea var. sylvestris, 1156 nucleotides long. Its product is annotated as histidine-containing phosphotransfer protein 1-like. Lineage: Eukaryota; Viridiplantae; Streptophyta; Magnoliopsida; Lamiales; Oleaceae. The record is from RefSeq and is a predicted model, not a curated record. The transcript has 5 exons. The coding region runs from base 267 to 872 and encodes 201 amino acids. Gene Ontology annotation, molecular function: protein histidine kinase binding; histidine phosphotransfer kinase activity. Gene Ontology annotation, cellular component: cytoplasm; nucleus. Gene Ontology annotation, biological process: phosphorelay signal transduction system; cytokinin-activated signaling pathway; phosphorylation.